Molecule: messenger RNA, 879 nt
Organism: Striga hermonthica
Lineage: Eukaryota; Viridiplantae; Streptophyta; Magnoliopsida; Lamiales; Orobanchaceae
Source: the annotation of a GenBank genome assembly
AUGAAAUUUGGGAAGGAGUUCAGGACCCACCUGGAGAAAACCCUACCCGAGUGGAGGGACAAGUUCCUGUGCUACAAGCUGUUGAAGAAGCUGCUCAACCAUUAUCCGGCCGCCGUCUCCGUCGAUCUGCCGCCGGACGCGCGUCGGCUGCCGGCGGUUCAGGGCUGGUUCGCGGCGAUUCUCUACGAGGAGCUGGAGAAGUUCAACGACUUCUACGUCGAGAAGGAGGAGGAGUUUAUAAUCCGCUUCCAGGCACUUAAGGAAAGGAUUGAGCGAGUGAAGGAGACUGAGUUUAGUGAAGAAAUGAUGAAGAUACGCAAAGACUUUGUCUCCAUUCAUGGAGAGAUGGUUCUUCUCAAAAGCUACAGCUCCCUUAACUUUGCGGGCCUUAUUAAAAUUUUGAAGAAAUACGACAAACGAACGGGAGACUUGCUGAGCUUCCCUUUCACCCGGCUCGCUUUCCACCAGCCAUUCUUCACGACUCAACCACUCACACGAUUAGUCCGCGAGUGUGAAGAGAAACUCGAGAUCCUAUUCCCGAUCGAACCAGAGGUGAUCGAACCAAAUCCUCCCAUGCAGGAUCAAACAGCUGCUGCUAUACCUCCUGCCGACUUGCCAAACACGCCCUUAGAAUCGGCAUUAUCGUUCGGGGAAGAAAAAACAGUGGGCAUAUACAAGAGCACCCUUGCCGCAAUAAACGCCAUACAAGGUUUGAAAAAGGCUAGCUCGACUUAUAACCCUAUGUCCAUGUCAUUUCUGUUCGGGAGCCACCUGGACAGCGAGUGCACGGGUGGCGUGACAGCUCAAAACUCGCCCUCCAAUUCUUUCAUCGGGUUGCAUGACGUGGAGAAUGAAAAUGAAGAUAUUUUUCCAGACUAA